GUGGGUGUGUGUCUAUGGAGGAGGUGCACAUGCUGAGGACCUGCAGGCGGCAGCUCGGGGCAGACAUGAGCGAACCAGCAGACGACAUUCUGGCAGUUGCGGGGUCGUCCUCACCAGCCACACGGAGCUUUGCACGACCGCUGUGGGCGGUCACUCACCCGGACCAUUGGACUAUCGCCGAGGUGGGACAGUGGGUGGAGCAUGUGGCAGAUGAAUAUCACCUAAGCAGCGAGGUCAAGGUCGCCCUGGCGGACGCCUUCGUUGACGUGGACGGCAAGCGACUGAUGGCCAUGACCUUGCAGGACUACAGACAGCGCCACGAGGAGUAUGGCGCCGUGCUGUUCUACGUCUACAGGCGACUUACCUGUAAAGGCCAAGUGGAGCCCGACGUGUGGAGUAGGGUUACGACCUUGACCCCUGUUGUGGAGGAUGACAUUCACAGGCUGCCCUGUGCGCAUGAGAUUCAUUCGCAAGCCACAGAGAGGGGAGAACAGUUUUCUACACAUGAGGCUCACCCACAGGGCUCACACAGGGGAGAAUCUGAACACGAGUGUAGUCCUGGAAAAUCUUCGUCAACACAAAGGAGAAAAUGGAGCAGCCAACGCAAUGAAUCGUUUUGAGCUAUUUAUAGUCUCUAUAGUCACUAAACCAACAGAACCAUAGUCUCUAUAGUCACUAAACCAACAGAACCAUAGUCUCUAUAGUCACUAAACCAACAGAACCAUAGUCUCUAUAGUCACUAAACCAACAGAACCAUAGUCUCUAUAGUCACUAAACCAACAGAACCAUAGUCUCUAUAGUCACUAAACCAACAGAACCAUAGUCUCUAUAGUCACUAAACCAACAGAACCAUAGUCUCUAUAGUCACUAAACCAACAGAACCAUAGUCUCUAUAGUCACUAAACCAACAGAA
This is a messenger RNA of Pomacea canaliculata, 913 nucleotides long. RefSeq lists its product as uncharacterized. Gene Ontology annotation, molecular function: sequence-specific DNA binding. The transcript has 4 exons. The record is from RefSeq and is a predicted model, not a curated record. NCBI's taxonomy places the organism in Eukaryota, Metazoa, Mollusca, Gastropoda, Architaenioglossa, Ampullariidae. The coding region runs from base 15 to 620 and encodes 201 amino acids.